Gloeophyllum trabeum ATCC 11539 is the source of this 1887-nucleotide messenger RNA. RefSeq lists its product as uncharacterized. The record is from RefSeq and is a predicted model, not a curated record. The transcript has 4 exons. Gene Ontology annotation, molecular function: ATP binding; protein kinase activity. NCBI's taxonomy places the organism in Eukaryota, Fungi, Basidiomycota, Agaricomycetes, Gloeophyllales, Gloeophyllaceae. Gene Ontology annotation, biological process: protein phosphorylation. The coding region runs from base 1 to 1887 and encodes 628 amino acids.
AUGUCUAUUCCUCCUUCUGCGCUCCAUCGCCCUCACUUGAAACCGCUGAGCUCUCGUUGGCAGUUCCAGUCCGGUCAGCCUGAGGGUGGCGCACACCGCCGCUGGGCAGGUAAAGAGGCAGCAAACCACUUUUACGGGCUGGCGCCCAUGGAUGAGUUCUUCAACCUAGCAUUUCCUGGGAUUCAGCCACACGGACUUGACGGAUCCAAAUUGAACGACUUCAAAAUCAACUUAGGGCUGGUACCUGUUGGUCCGCGCGUGCUCGAAAGGGAAAUGUAUAAACCACUUGAACUCGCAUUGGACGAAAUAGCUCAGGUCGUUCGGGGACAGGGUACACUGGAGCCGACAAUUGCCGCGGAGCACAUGGCCAACUUUGCCGAUGAAGGUCUCAAGUUGUGUCCAGAUAUUGUCUUUCACACGUCGUCUACGCGUCGAUUGUCCUCCUGGGCUUACGGUAUCAGCUUUGUUGAAGUGAAACGGGAUGAGAACGAUGAUCCUUUGCAUCUUACCGACAGGAAAGCCAGUCUUCGUAACGUCGACGUCUGGAAUCAAAUAACAGAGUAUGCUGCCAUCGCUCAAAAGAUGACAUCGCGGUGCUUUUAUGUGGCAGCCGGAGUAUUUGGAGAGAAGGCACGAUUCUUUUUGUGGGACCGCUCUGGCGUACUGGCCUCGGAGAGCUUUCGCUACAAGGAGGACCCUGAGCCGUUUGUGACCUUCCUGAAUGGGCUGGCAAACUACCGAUCCGGGGGCUUGGAUGCCACUGCUCUUCACCAGCUAACCCCGAUCGAAGUUUCUCGGAUCUGCGAGGCUUGGGGAAAGGUGGAAGAGCUUGGCCUACUGAAGGGAAGGCACUAUCCGACUACCAGUCUCUGGACAGACCUUUCACGCGAGAGCAGCGUUGUACUGCUUCCCGGCUCCCCUUAUCAAGUCGAGGAAAGAUAUCUCACUAUCGGCCGUCCUCUCUUCGCUACCGAAUCAAAUUUUGGUCGGGGAACCCGGGUCUGGUUGGCGAUCAGAGCCGAAGGACCCACAGAUGAAUUUGUGAUUAUCAAAGAUGGCUGGCGCGACGCAGAAAGAUGGUCGGAGACAGGAAUAUAUAAAUAUAUCCGCGAGAAGUUGGGGAAAAUACGAGGCUUAGCAAGACACAAGGACGGUCGUGACGUAGAAGAACCAGGGUAUCCUCAUCGAUCACUCGCGCACCGUCUCGCCGCCUCCUUGGGAAUUCGGCCCUCGCAACACCGAGUCCAUCACAGGUGUAUCCUGAGCUCCGUAGGCAAACCUCUCUCAAGUUUCAGCUCGACGUAUGAGUUACUUGAAGCUGUGCGCGACGUUGUCAAAGGUCUCCGUGACCUGGCGAAACAAGGUGUCCUUCAUCGAGACAUCAGCGCAAAUAAUAUCAUGAUCAGCAUCGAUCCAGCGAAGGAAAAUGGCGCCAAGGGUUUUCUGAUUGAUCCAGAAUUAGCAUUUAUUCCAGAAAUGUCGAAGAAAGAACUAAAGUACCUUACGGGAACUAUCCAAUUCCUGUCCAUUGAGCGACUACAAGAGAACCAGAGCGACCACAAAUCAUGGCAUGAUUUGGAGUCCGUCUUUUGGACCGUUCUCUGGGCAGUUCUUCGACACACCAACUCUUGGGUGACCAUUACGGAGUACGGUACCCCGCGGCCUGGCAAGGACUGUGUCACCGAGAUAUUUGACACUCCGAAGGGAGGCGGCAAAAUGAUAUUCCUCACUCUCGGAAAGGUCGAAGUUGAGGGUAAUGUCCCGCUCACGAAUUGCCUCGCCAAGCUUCGAUUUCUGGUAUACACCAAGUACGUCCGGGAUCCGGAGAUCAAGGCUUUACUGCGUCAGGAAGCCGAGGACGAGUUAAAGGGACAGGAUUUCACAUGA